This is a messenger RNA of Scophthalmus maximus (turbot), 5214 nucleotides long. It is a transcript of the gene opn5, whose product is annotated as opsin 5. The transcript is spliced from 8 exons. Gene Ontology annotation, biological process: G protein-coupled receptor signaling pathway; visual perception. Lineage: Eukaryota; Metazoa; Chordata; Actinopteri; Pleuronectiformes; Scophthalmidae. Gene Ontology annotation, cellular component: membrane. The coding region runs from base 459 to 1541 and encodes 360 amino acids. The record is from RefSeq and is a predicted model, not a curated record. Gene Ontology annotation, molecular function: G protein-coupled receptor activity.
UAGUUCCAGUCCACCCGGUGUAUUAUUUAGCGCGGUUGCUUUGCGCCGUGCGCCCGUCGGUGAUGAGAUGCACGUUGGGCAAAUAUCCUGACUGAGUUUGAACGUCGAACCUGUUUCCUUUGAGAGUGUCGACCGUCCGGCGGCGACGUAUCGGUCCGCGCGCUUCUGCCGCUAUAUAAGACGCAGAGGAAGAGGCGCGCGGAGUGGAUGCGGAGCGCGUCUGCGGCACGGCGCUCGAGUUGGACAGCGCGCACGGACUACCGCCCCUGGCUCGUCGUCGGGACCCCGAGUGCUGAAGUCGUUCGUUCCCUUUGAUUUAUCUCCUUCUUCUUCUGCUUUUCUUUCUAACGGUGGAACAGGUCAUCGUUAGUUUCUUCUUUGGAAGGGGGAAUAUACUGACUGCGCCCGCGAGGACCGAUGAGCGCCGGUCGAAAGGACAUUCCCCACUGACGGCGGUGAUGGAGAACGCGACCUGGCCCGCAUACGCCUCCCAUCAUCGGCUCCGCGGUGACCCUUUCGCUUCCAGACUCUCCAGAGAGGCGGAUAUCGUUGCAGCGUUUUACAUCUGUAUUAUAGGGAUAUUGUCUGCAACAGGGAAUGGCUACGUCAUUUAUAUGACCAUCAAACGCAAGACCAAGUUAAAGCCUCCUGAGCUCAUGACUGUUAAUCUAGCCAUUUUCGACUUUGGCAUUUCAGUGACGGGAAAGCCCUUUUUCGUUGUAUCUAGUUUUUCCCACCGCUGGUUGUUCGGCUGGGAGGGCUGCCGUUUCUACGGCUGGGCAGGCUUCUUCUUCGGUUGCGGGAGCCUCAUCACCAUGACCAUGGUGAGCCUGGACCGGUAUCUCAAAAUCUGCCAUCACAGAUACGGCACAUGGCUCAAACGCCACCACACCUUCCUCGGCCUGGCCUUUGUGUGGGCGUAUGUAGCCUUCUGGGCCACCAUGCCCUUAAUCGGUUGGGGAAACUACGCCCCGGAGCCCUUCGGCACUUCCUGCACAUUGGACUGGUGGCUGGCACAGGCCUCCGUGUCCGGCCAGACCUUCGUCGUGUCCAUUCUGUUUUUCUGUCUCAUCCUCCCCACCGGCAUUAUCGUCUUCUCCUACGUCAUGAUCAUCUUCAAGGUCAAGUCCUCUGCAAAGGAGAUCUCGAACUUUGACGCCCGCAUCAAAAACAGCCACAGCCUUGAGAUGAAACUCACAAAGGUGGCAAUGCUGAUCUGUGCAGGCUUCUUGAUAGCCUGGAUCCCUUAUGCAGUGGUGUCAGUGGUUUCUGCGUUUGGUGAGCCAGACUCGAUUCCCAUCUCCGUGUCUGUCAUUCCCACCUUGCUGGCCAAGUCGUCAGCCAUGUACAACCCCAUCAUCUACCAGGUGGUGGACCUGAAAAACUCCUGCGUGAAAUCCUCCUGUUUUCAGGCCCUGAAGAAACGCAGGCACUUUAGAAAGUCAAGGUUCUGCACCAUCUCUGGCUCCUUAAAGGACACAGCGCCAGCCAAAGAAGCUCACAUCGAAAUCUCUCAGCGCUGUGCAGGUGCUGAGGCCUAAGUGUUUGGACAUGUCUUAAACACCUGACUGGCUUCGAUAAUGACUGCAACCCAAGUAAGUCAGACACUCCAUGGUGCCACUUGUUCAACUCCAAAUGUAUCCUCUACAUUCACACACUGUGUCUUCCCAUUAGUUCUGCAGUGUGGUUUGUAUGGUUAUAAAUUUUGUUUUUCUCCCCUUCUUCUGAACCCGCAUGGGAAUAUCACAGAAGUAAUCGAUAAGUACCCCUUGCACACAUGCACAGUUCUCACCUCCACCCUUGACACCAUUUCCUGUAUAUGUCUGAUUACCUACAGAAAAAAAACAUGGUUUGGGAUCUGGUUAAAAAUAUUCAAAAGGUCAGCUGAGCUUUGGCCAGAUUAAUUUGCUUUGAGAAGCACUCUUACAUAUUCCUGCUCAAUUCUAUUGUCCAUCUGGACGGUUUGAAAACAUUUUUACAAAACCUGCUUUUGCGAGCUAGUCUUUUGUUUUCUUCGUGUGUUUGUUUGUACAUUUAUUUUUCCCAAGUGGGACAGAAGUGGCUUCAAAUGAUCUUGAAUUAUGAUGCCAAUAAUUGUUUAAAAGAACGACUCUGUAAUGUCUGUGGUCAUCAUAGGUCAUCGGAACGCUCCAAUCUGUGUUCUCUAUCGCUCUGUAUAUUUUCCAGGCAUGACAUAACCGUUUCCGCCUUUGCUGACUAUUGUCCUACCUAUUGGCUGGGGCAUUUGAUGCUCCACACAAAGGACAGUCAAUCCCAGUGUGUUGCACUUAUAAAACAAGCCACAAUUCAUGAAUGGAAGGUUCAAUACACCUUGUGUGCAUCAUCAGAUUUGACAAUCUUGAUUAUAGAGUAACUCCAGAGCCACAGAUUGAGUGGUUGUAGUCUAGAGCCAGUCAAAUUCCAGAAGCUCUUACACAGUUUAACAGAAACAGUAUGAGCAUUUGUACAAUCUUAUGUUACUGGACAAAGGUGACCAAAAAGUAGUCACAUUACACUGUAAAGAUGUUUUUGUGUGGCGGCCACUGGGAAAUGUUUUGUCAAGCGGAUUUGCAUGACUCCGAGAAAAUGCUGUUCUUGGACCUCCUGUAUAAAACUGCUGCACCAUACCCUCUGCACCAGCUCAGCACUGUUUUAGUCCUGCACUGUCUGCAUUGUCCCAAUAUGUCUCUCCUCUUUGGACCCUCUUUGAACUUGCUGCUUAAAUCUAGAUGCUUUGGCUUUACUUAUCAAUGUACAAAAAUUGUGUCACAUAAUAUUCUUUGAAAAAAUCUUUUCUAUCAUGCAUCCUAUUUUGGUGGGUCAAGGAAUGUUGUAUUACUUAAGUCAGGUCUGUACGGGGCCGAUGUCAAUGCAAAAGCAACAUGGAAACUGAUGUUUAGUUUUCCAGGAAGCACACUGUGCUGUAUACUGUGAACCAGGACUGAUACACCCGAACAUUAUGCACAAAGAAAAUCAUUAUAAUAGGCUGCGGUGAGUUUGCUCUCAGUUCAUAUGAAAAAUCUAAAUUUUUGUAAUAAUCAUGAGCAGGAAUUUAAGGUUUUAAAGAAUAAAUAUAAGAAACCCAACUGAGGUGAGCUGGCCUGCUGUUGGAUGGUGAAGACUGAACAGAUGUCUUUAUUUGGCAUCAAACUGAAUCUCAGGUAUUAGUUGUUAGUUGUUUGUAGGCUGCUGGGCAAGGAGGAGUUUCCUGAGUUGUUUUUUUUCUUUUUCUUUUUUGGCUUGUUCCAAAAAGUUAUUGCACAUACUGAAAAUACGGUUUUCAGAAUUUACAAUAGAGCUAAUGCUGUUUUUCAUCCUAGUUUACACUUUGAAUUGCUGUUGCACAUUGUUUGGACUCUGCAACUCUUGUCAGGCUGCAUCCCCUUAAUCCUUCAAAAUGUCCUCAUGAUAAAAACCCCUUCAAACCCCCCCCACAAGAUUUGACAAAAAUGUGUCCGUCAGCAACAAUGGGAACUGUUUAAAACCACGGUGAUAUUGUGAUUUGUCUAUAAUCAUUGAAACUGUUGCUCUCGUUACUAAUUGACUGCUCAAAGGAAUGAGUUUGGAUAUCUGGUGUUGAACUAAACCGGGUUUCCUCUUAUCUAACUAUAAUUCACUUUCUGUUCCUUUGACUUGUGGGGUGCAUCAGGGGUCAACUCUUGGACCAAUUUUAUUUGAACUAUAUUCUGUAUGCUCCCCUUGAUCUGACAAUUUGGUUGCAUGCAUUGGCAUUGCCAUGCUCCUCCAGAUCUCUCAAAUAUAGGCACAUGUGUCUGGUCAGUCCUGAUGGUUUUUUUCACACAGGCAUGCAAUUCAAUUUAAGAUUCAAUUCCUCGACGUCUUCUAUAAGGCCUUGGGUAGUAGAAAAAAACAGUGAAAUAUUAAUGCCUGUGUUGGCUGUCCCGGGCCCCAGGCGGUGUAACAGUCUGACCCUGUGUGUCUCCUGUUUUAUAGCUGCUUUUAUUCUAUUCUUUCAUUCUUUUAUAAAGCACUUUGCGACCUAAGUUUUGAAAUAAGAUAUAUAAAUAAAUAAAAAUGUACUUAAUUUACUCAAGAACAUAAUUCCUGUUCCACUCAGUCUAUGAACUACAGCAACAGUAUAACUUCUUUUGACUGAGUUAUAAUGUAAAUGCGUGUAUUUAUUGAUUUACUUUGAUCCAUUAAUUCACACUGACAUAAAAAUAGUAUAGCGUUAUUCAAACGUGAAGCUGGAUUUGCUGUUUUGUAUUAUAUAAACAUACAAUUUAACCUUCUCGCAUUGACAUCAUCAGAGGGGCUGUUGAUGUCUCUCCGCGGUCAUGAGGUGUGACUGGAUGUGAAACUGCCAAGGAAGGGAUGUGAGGACAGAAUGGUUAAGAGCCAAUGAGAGGAUCUUAUUUAUUUGUCAAUUUAUUAUCAUGUGACGUCCAUGCAGUUCACUAGGACUAAAAGUCAUGCAGUCAAAAAUCGUGACGCAUGAUUUGAUAUAAAAAAAAAUGUUUUUGCUUCAGAAUCAAGUUAGCGACAGUGCACUCGAUAAUUCUCCUCAGUUCAUUUGGCUGUGUGACAAUUUUCGGAUCCAUGUGAAUGUGAACAAUAAUCUUUUCAGGCAGAAAGGUGAACUCAGAGCAAGCUCUCACUCCUGACACAGACGGCCUGGCUACUACUCACCGUUUUGUUAUAAUUUUGACAUGAAAUGAUUCAAACCUGUUUUGACCAGUUGCAACAUGUACAACAAUCGGCAUAAAUCUUCUGGGGAAGAGGAAUUUGUUCUGUAGUUUCAAUGUUUGGCUAAUGAGGUAAAGAUAAAUAAAAUAUGAAGAAUAUGUGUGGGCAGCAAUAUUUAUGAGAAAUCUUAACAUUUUUUGAAUUUUCAUAAGAUACACUGGUGCAAAAAAAAAAAAAAACACAUUUCAAACUCUCAACUAUUACAUCUUUGCUGACUAUACUAUCAAUAUAACAACCACAGUGGAAAAAUAAAUCAGUCAAUAAAAUCCGGAAUUUUAUGUGAUUUGUGCAACAACACCCUCACGCAUCAAUGAGACUAUGCUGCAAAUGUGCGUCCACUGUUGUGUAUCAUUCCAGUGAGGUCUUGUCGUGUUUCUGAAGUACCACAUAUCGCACACUGACUGUACUCUUUAAUCACCUGUUUUGCGUUGAAAAACUUACUCACAGAUUUUGUCCUUUUCUUGAACGAAAGUUCGAAUAAACCUGCGACAAUGUGCAAAUACUGAG